This is a messenger RNA of Candoia aspera, 1353 nucleotides long. It is a transcript of the gene LDAF1, whose product is annotated as lipid droplet assembly factor 1. The transcript is spliced from 5 exons. The coding region runs from base 164 to 628 and encodes 154 amino acids. The record is from RefSeq and is a predicted model, not a curated record. NCBI's taxonomy places the organism in Eukaryota, Metazoa, Chordata, Lepidosauria, Squamata, Candoiidae.
GCGGGCGCCGCUCUCGGGGCCUCUUCCCGGCGGCGAGGCGGAGCAGCGGCAGCAGAGACGCGGCGGCCUCAAGGACUGAGCCGGCGGCCCCGCUCCGGCCGGGCCGGCGGAGGAUUUAGGAGUUGAAAAGGCACUGAUUUGCUUCUAAGCUAAAAGCAUCACCAUGUCCAAAGAGGUGAAAGAACUCCAGAAACGGUGGCACGCAAUGAUGGAUACGGUUCACAGCAAUUCUCAUGUUGUUGCUUUUAUGAACUCCAGAGUUGGCCAGUACCUAGAUGAUCACCCUUUUGUUGCCCUCUCCCUGCUGGUAUUUAUUGCAGCCUCAGCCAUUCCAAUCGCAUUUUUUCUGGUGUUUGUUGUCACUACAACGGUCCUGGCCUGCAUCGGAGUGAUCGUCAUGGAAGGCGUUGUAAUAUCUCUGGGCGGCGUCACCUUGCUUUGCAUUCUUGGUGGACUGGGCAUGCUGUCCCUGGUGGUUUCCGGAGUGCUGAGUGUUUGCUACUUGUCUCUUACAACCCUGCUCGGCUACUGGCCCAUUCAAGAGGGCCUGUCAAAGAAAGAGAUUGCCAACGGAAGCUGUUUUGUCUCAAGCAUCGUUUAUGACGACCCAGAAACUGCUAACGAGUGAAUAAAUUGAGUGGCUGCUUGAAAUGUUUCUUAGGGUGGCACUUUAAAAAAAUGUAGCUGGGAAGGCAUUCUUGUUACUCUGUAGAAUUGUUUACCCGUCAAGAUGAUCAGGGUUCCUCAUUAUGGGAACCGGAGAAAAAUUUCUCCCAAGGCCGCUGCAGCGAUAGCUGAGCCUUCGUUCAAUUGAUUUGGGAACCUGAGUUUCUCGGCAGCUUUUAGGCAGGGCUUCCGUGCACGGCUGCUCCUGCUGCUGCUGGUUUCCAGCUCAUCCACUCUUCACUUUGAUAGGCCAAGGAACCCAAUGACAGUGUUGAUUUCAGUGUGGGGAGUGGGACAGAGGAACCUCUUUAAGCCUGAUGACAUUGCUGGUAAUGGCAAACAGAACAGAAAUACGGGCAGCAGCGAAGACCCCCCGUUGAAGCAGGUAUCUCUCUUUAGGACUAUGUUUUGGUUGGGAGUCAUACAUUUUUGGUUCUUUGUCUCUAGGGCACUUGGGGAUGAUGUUCUGCCAUUUGUUUGUUUCUCAUCGUACCAGGCGUUUAGUAGCUUUGCAAAAUGCGCAAUUGUUAAGCACAGUGCCUUCUUUUAUGCAGGCUUUAGAAUAUAGGUCAUUCUAGCCCUGGUCUGCAUAUUUUCACUUAAAAAAAAAACGUGUUUUCCUCCUCCUCCUUUGGUGAAGCUGUCAUCAGGUACACUUUUGCCACUAAACCAUUGUUUUUCAUCCAA